Varanus komodoensis (Komodo dragon) is the source of this 1806-nucleotide messenger RNA. It is a transcript of the gene CSRNP3, whose product is annotated as cysteine and serine rich nuclear protein 3. Gene Ontology annotation, cellular component: nucleus. Gene Ontology annotation, biological process: regulation of transcription by RNA polymerase II. The transcript is spliced from 4 exons. The record is from RefSeq and is a predicted model, not a curated record. The coding region runs from base 31 to 1806 and encodes 591 amino acids. Lineage: Eukaryota; Metazoa; Chordata; Lepidosauria; Squamata; Varanidae. Gene Ontology annotation, molecular function: DNA-binding transcription factor activity, RNA polymerase II-specific; sequence-specific DNA binding.
CUUGCAGGUACAUGUGACAGCACUGCAGCUAUGAGUGGAAUUUUAAAGAGGAAAUUUGAAGAAGUCGACGGCUCCUCGCCCUGCUCUUCCGUGCGGGAAUCGGAUGAUGACGUUUCUAGCAGUGAAAGUGCUGACAGUGGUGACAGUGUCAACCCUUCCACUUCAAAUCACUUUACCCCUUCAUCGAUCCUGAAGAGAGAGAAACGGAAGCGGACGAAGAAUGUCCAUUUUAACUGUGUUACGGUGUACUACUUUACGAGACGGCAGGGCUUCACGAGCGUCCCUAGCCAAGGAGGCAGCACCCUGGGCAUGUCCACGCGUCACAACAGUGUGCGCCAGUAUUCCCUUGGAGAGUUUGCCAUGGAGCAAGAAAGGCUCCAUCGAGAGAUGCUGCGGGAGCAUCUGCGAGAGGAGAAGCUGAACUCGUUAAAACUCAAGAUGACUAAAAAUGGCACAGUGGAAUCAGAGGAAGCAAACACUUUGACGCUCGAUGACAUUUCUGACGAUGAUCUAGAUCUUGACAACACAGAAGUAGACGAGUACUUCUUUCUACAACCUCUGCCAACCAAGAAGCGAAGGGCGCUGCUGCGGGCCUCUGGCGUCAAGAAGAUCGAUGUGGAGGAGAAGCACGAGCUGCGAGCCAUCCGCCUUUCGAGAGAGGACUGCGGCUGCGACUGCCGAGUCUUCUGUGACCCCGAAACCUGCACUUGCAGCCUUGCAGGCAUAAAAUGCCAGGUGGAUCGAAUGUCUUUCCCAUGUGGUUGCACUAAAGAAGGAUGUAGCAAUACAGCAGGCAGGAUUGAAUUCAACCCCAUCCGUGUCCGGACUCACUUUUUGCACACCAUCAUGAAACUUGAACUGGAGAAAAACAGGGAGCAGCAAGUCCCGGCACUGAAUGGCUGCCAUGGGGAGAUCAGCGCUCACAGCAGUUCAAUGGGGCCCGCCGCCCACCCACGAGAGUAUUCCGUUCCAGACACCUUUGAAAUGGAAGCAGAACCUCGGGCGACAGUGAUGCAUCUGCAGUCAGCUGACGACUUGGACUGCCCAGGGGAGGAGGAGGAGGAAGAGGAGGAGGAGGAAGAUGCUAGCAGCUUCUGCAGUGGAGUUACUGAUUCCAGCACACAGAGUUUAGCGCCCAGUGAAACAGAUGAAGAUGAGGAGGAGGAGGAGGAAGAUGAGGAGGAGGAGGAGGAAGAGGAGGAGGAAGAAAAAGUUGAUGAAUUUGUGGAAGGAUUGGGUGCUCAUACCGACAUGGUACAAGCACUUCCUUCCGUCCUUUGCUAUUCCGAUAGCACCACCAUGCAUGAAAACCACUCCAAGGCCUCCUCCUACUUCGCCAACUCUUCAUCGCUGUAUUACCAAAUAGAGAACCAUGGCCCGGGCACGCCUAAUCAGAUGCGCGAGACUUAUUCUGAAAGGGAUACUGUUAAGAAUGGUAACCUUUCCCUGGUGCCUUAUAAUCCCACCUCGGAACAGUUUAUUGACUACACAAGGCAAUCGGAGGAAAGUUACGGCAGCUCACUUUAUCCUUCUUUGAAUCCGUCUGUCAUAGUGUGCUGUUCAUCUUCAGAAAACGAUAACGCCGGCCCAUGUAGCGGUUUAUACGCGGAACACCGGCCACGGCACUCCCAAGUGGAGUUUCCCUCGUACUUGAAAGGCCCUGCUCAAGAUGGAUUUGUUUCCGCUCUGAAUGGUGGCGCUCACCUGCAGGACCAUCCUGCCGAGAAGUCACUCAGCCUCUCGGAAAAGAGCAGACUGCAUGACGAGUGUAUCAAAUCACCUGUCAUGGAAACGGUACCUGUUUAA